Molecule: messenger RNA, 1118 nt
Organism: Mandrillus leucophaeus (drill)
Lineage: Eukaryota; Metazoa; Chordata; Mammalia; Primates; Cercopithecidae
Product: zinc finger protein 85-like
Exons: 4
Biological process (GO): regulation of DNA-templated transcription
Molecular function (GO): DNA-binding transcription factor activity, RNA polymerase II-specific; RNA polymerase II cis-regulatory region sequence-specific DNA binding
Source: RefSeq, a predicted model, not a curated record
GGAAAGGGCGGCUUCCGGGAUAUGGCGGGGCCUUUGUCUCUCGCUGCACCCAGAGCUCCAGAUCUCGUCGUCAGUGCUCUGUGUCCUCUGCUCCUAGAGGCUCAGCCUCUGUGGCCCUGUGACCUGCAGGUAUUUGGACAUCCACUGCUAAGACGCCAGGACCCCCCGGAAGCCUAGAAAUGCCAUCAUUGACAUUUAUGGAUGUGGCCAUAGAAUUCUCUCUGGAGGAGUGGCAAUGCCUGGACAAAGCACAGCAAAAUUUAUAUAAAAAUGUGAUGUUAGAGAACUACAGAAACCUGGUCUUCCUGGGUAUUGUUGCCUCUAAGCCAGACCUAAUUACCUGUCUGGAAAAAGAAAAAGAGCCCUGGAAUAUGAAGCAACAUGAGAUAGUGGAUGAACCCCCGGUUAUGCGUUCUCAUUUUGUUGAAGAACUUUGGCCAGAGCAAAACAUAAAAGAUUCUUUCCAAAAAAUGAUACUGAGGAGAUACAAUAAAUGUGGACAUAAGAACUUACAAUUAAAUAAAGGCUGUAGAAGUGUGAAUGAGUGUAAGCUGCACAAAGGAGGUUAUAAUGGACUUAAUCAAUGUUUCACAACUACCCAGAGCAAAAUAUUUCAAUGUUAUACAUAUAUAAAAGUGUUUCAUAUAUUUUCAAAUUCAAAUAGACCUAAAAUAAGACAUACUGGAAAGAAACCUUUCAAAUGUAAAAAAUGUGGCAAAUCAUUUUGCAUGCUCUCUCAACUAACUCAACAUGAAAGAAUUCAUACUGGAAAGAAACUCUACAAAUGUGAAGAAUGUGGCAAAGCCUUUAACUGGCCCUCAAUCCUUAGUCAACAUGAGAGAAUUCAUACUGGAGAGAAACACUAUAAAUGUGAAGAAUGUGGCAAAGCAUUUAAGCAGUCCUCAAGCCUUACUAGACAGAAGAGAAUUCAUACUGGAGAGAAAUACUACAAAUGUGAAAAAUGUGGCAAAGCCUUUAACCGUUUCUCAAACCUUACUAUGCAUAAGAUAAUUCACACUGGCGAGAAACCCUACAAAUGUGAAGAAUGUGGCAAAGCCUUCAACCGGUCUUCCAUCCUUACUAUGCAUAAGAUAAUUCAUACUGGAGAUAAACCCUAC